Molecule: messenger RNA, 1381 nt
Organism: Salvia hispanica
Lineage: Eukaryota; Viridiplantae; Streptophyta; Magnoliopsida; Lamiales; Lamiaceae
Source: RefSeq, a predicted model, not a curated record
AACGGGUCGGCCUUCGUGGACCGGCCGGCGAAGGAGUCGGCCUACGAGCUGAUGUUCGGCCGGUCCAUGGGGUUCGCCCCGUACGGGGUUUACUGGACGACGCUCCGGAGGAUCGCCUCCGGCCACCUCUUCUGCCCGAAGCAGCUCAGGGCUUCGGCCGGGAGGCGGUUGGAGAUUGGCGAUCAGAUGGCGGCGGCGGUGAUGGAAGACGGUGGUGGUGUGGUUCGAGUGAGGGAUGUGUUGAAGGUGGCGUCGCUUAACAACAUGAUGUUCACUGUGUUUGGGCGGCGGUAUGUUCUUGAUUCCGGUAACGGGGAGACGGCGGAGCUGAGGGAGUUGGUGGAGGAAGGGUACGAUUUGCUCGGCCGGCUCAACUGGUCCGACCACUUGUCGUUUUUGUCGGAUUUCGACUUGCAGAGAAUCCGGCUCCGGUGCUCCAUGAUGGCGCCCCGGGUAAACCGGAUUGUGGGCCGGAUCAUGGCCGAGCACGAGAGGCGAGACGGAGAUCAUGACUUCGUAGACGUCCUUAUGUCGCUUCAAGGGCCCGACCGGUUGUCGGAACCCGACAUGAUCUCACUUCUCUGGGAAAUGAUAUUCAGAGGGACAGACACAGUGGCAGUCCUGAUGGAGUGGAUACUAGCCAGGCUCGUGCUGCAUCGCGACGUUCAGUCAAAGGUGCAGCACGAGCUGGACGAGGUGGUCGGGAGCUCGCGCCAGGUCGCAGAGUCUGACCUGACGAAGCUCCCUUAUUUGACGGCUGUCGUCAAAGAGGUCCUGCGCCUGCACCCGCCCGGGCCGUUGCUCUCGUGGUCCCGUCUCUCGAUCCGGGACGCGACGGUGGACGGCCACCUCGUCCCCGCGGGGACCACGGCUAUGGUCAACAUGUGGGCGAUAUGCCGGGAUCCAGACAACUGGCCCGACCCGCUAACCUUCAAGCCCGAGAGGUUCCUCUUGGGCGCGGAGAUUGCGGAUAUGACGCUGGCGCCGUUCGGGUCGGGCCGGAGGUCGUGCCCGGGGAAAGUAAUGGGAAUGACGGCGGUGAGCUUUUGGGUGGCGAGGCUUUUGCAUGAGUUUGAUUUUGCGGCAGCGGGUGACGUGGAUUUGUCGGAGGAGAUGAGGCUGUCUUGUGAAAUGAAGAAGCCGCUGGCGGUGGCGGUGCGGCGCCGGCGGGAUAGAGGCGUUGGAGCAGUGAAAGUUUAAGGAAAAGGGAUCAUGAUAGCGACAAUAUUGGAGAAUAUAUGUAUCUAUUGCUAUAAAUAUUUGAAUGUGGCGUGAUGUCAUCACUGCAUUUUGAUGUAACUUUUGGAUUAUUAUUUUAUGACUAUGUAUUUGUAUAAUGUGGAAAGUAGUAAGGGAAAAUCGCGUGCAAUAUUUUACUUCA